Messenger RNA from Auanema sp. JU1783, 3246 nucleotides. Lineage: Eukaryota; Metazoa; Nematoda; Chromadorea; Rhabditida; Rhabditidae. The record is from the annotation of a GenBank genome assembly.
AUGGAAGACAAACUCGAAAAGUUUUUACAACGUUUGGAGGUCGCCACGACGAAGCUCGAAAGCCUUGCUGCUCAAAAGCCUCCACUAGCCCGUAAGCCUGCAAACUUAUCUGACCUUUUACAAAAUAUCCGACAGGCUACAGGCCCGUCAACUCCAGCCUGUCUGGUUCGAGGCGUUUUGGAAGUAUACGGAAGUGUCGGUCCCCAAGUGGACAACUAUCAGGAACACAGUGCAUUCUCUUCUAGAGCAGCUUCCCCACAAAGAAAUGUCUACCAACCAAGUAUGGGCAACUUUCUUAGUAGCUAUCAGAAUGUGGAUGCCUCAAAAAAUAUCACAGGAGAGGAGUUCCUUGAGAAGCUACGCCGUCAGAAGGAAGAAAUAGAACGAACUCUAUCAAAUCCCAUAGAGACUACUACUCUUGUUCAUUCGCCUCCUCCAUUUCAACGCGAAGAACCUCUAAGUAGAUCAGCACAUGAAGAUUUUGGAAGGAGAGAAGUUCCUAUCAACCGUACCGUCUCUUCAAGUUCCAUACCAACACCGCUGUUCAAAACAAAAUCCGAAUCAGUACUUGACUACAGUCGGUCAAUUCCUAUCGGGCCGCCAGUUAGAGACGAUAAGUUUUCUAGAUUCACUUUUAAUCCUACUUAUGAUGAGUAUCAUCAGCAGCAAUCUAAUUUUAAUCGGCUCAGUAUGCCGCCGUUUAGGCAAAUGGAUGAUCGCACAUCUCUUGCCGAUCGCAAUUGGAUGACUAAUCCUCCUCCACCCAUAAAUAUGGAUCCCAGACCUCAACGACCCGACUAUAACGGAAACUUUGGAGGAAGUUUUCCUUUUAACUUGGGUGAUACCUUCAAAACUGGACAAACGAUUGUUCCCAUCAAACUUGACGAUGAUCGUAUUCUCAAAAUAUUCGCUCCUCAACCAACAACUGACGAAUCCAAAGUAACUUCUCCCCUGAAUGUUCGGACUACACAAAGCAGCGUUCGAUCGCCUCCUCAGUCUGGAUAUUCUUCUAAUGAUAGUUACAAGCGUUUUUCAUCAGAGAGUGUUCCCACUUCGCCACUGUACCCACCCGAAAAGUCUGAUGAACCCCGGGAUAGGUAUGCUGGUUUUUUCAACCAAAGUGCUCAUAUUCAGUCGGAAGAUCCUUCAUUGAGCAGACUUUCCCGAGUCCACAGUGUCAGUGAUUUCAAUCGUGAUAGAUUUUUGAACCCUGAAUAUGGAGAAGUUGGCUACUCUGAUUCAUCAUACAUCGUAUCAAAUAAUACUCCUAUUAACUCGUACAAAACGCAAGUGUCAGUCGGAAACACACGAGAAGAUGAUACAAAAAAAAGAGAUUCUUUUUACGGCCCUGUAUCUUCAAAGGUUUUCCCAGGCCAUAAUCGCAUUAAUGGUUUUAUCAAUGAAUCAACUCCUGUAUCAGCUGGAAGUUUCAAACCUGUCGACUGUGUAGGUGCUCCCCCGAUUCAAAAGAGAGAAAGAUCUUUCGUUGUUGUUUCUCGCCCGAACUCUCCUUCCGUCACUUUAGAAACAACAGGUGAACCUCCCACGAAUCACUCUGCUAUAAGAAAGCGCGAGUUUUCUCCUAUACGAUACGAACGAAACAAUAUUACCUCGCCUAUUCACGAUAUAAGCAAUCAACGAUAUUCGAACUUUAGCCCAACAAACUCAGUGCCAACGCCACGAAGUUUGGGUUCCCCUAUUUCAAAUUACGAUAAUGAUUCCGAAACGGAGAAUAACAAUCUGAAAUGGAACUCUCGAAAUGGAAACAUAGUGCCCUAUCGAGCUAUACAGCCUGUUCCUAUCUCUCAGCCUCCCGGAAUUCUAGUCAAAAACCAUGAUGCUUCUCGUCCUCCAAAACGCGUUGUUUUUCAAUGUGAUUCUGAUAUUAUGGAACGUUUGAGAAGCGAAUAUGGUCUUCCUUCUGCUGGAACAUCUGAAACCCCUGCACAUAUCAGAAGCUUCGAAGAUGCCAUGGAUGAUACUCUUUCCAACUUCGGUAAAGUCUCCCAAGAAAUUGGCGGAGAGGUGGCUGUUAUGAGCACAAAGGUUUUUGCUAUUUUCGACGAGUUGAAGACGUUUUUGUGGACUGCUGCUGGCAAAGCUGAACCAGCUAAUGAUGAAAAAGAGAAGCUCCUUGCUCCCAUGAUGAAAACAUUAGGAGAAAUCAACUCUUUGAAAGAUGCUGCUCGUAAUUCUCCUCUUCACAACAACUUGUGUGCAGUAGCGGAAGGAGUUCCAGCAGUUGGAUUUGUUACAGUUCCAAAAACUCCUGCCCCACAUAUUCAAGCCACACUGGAAGCUUCUAUGUAUUAUCUGAAUAGAAUUCUCAAAACAUUCAAGGAUUCCAAUCCAAAGCAAAUAGAGUGGGUGAAGAGCUUCAAGCAAGUGUUGGAAUCUUUAUACCAGUUUGUUCGCCAAACACAUACUACUGGACUUGUGUGGAAUAGCGCUCCCGGAUCUGCUCCAAGUGGUUCUGCUCUUCCAAAGACAGCACCUCCUCCACCUCCAGCUGGUGGACCUCCACCUCCUCCACCUCCACCUGCAAAUCUAAUGGCAGGAAUUACUUCCAAAGCUUCUGAUGAUAAGGCUGGAAGAGAUGCUCUGUUCGCCGAACUCAACAAAGGAGAAGCAAUCACAUCUAAACUGAAGAAAGUGACAUCUGAUAUGCAGACUCAUAAGAACCCUAACCUCAGAGCAACAUCAACUGUUACCGGUACGCCAGGAGCUUCUCCUGCAAAGUCAGCCUCUCCAGCUGCUAAACCUGUUGUGAGACCUCCUAAGAUUGAGCUUCAAGAUUGUAAGCAAUGGAAUAUCGAGUAUCAAGUAAAUAACAGGGAUAUUGUUAUCAAUAUUGAAGAUAAAAAACAGACGAUGUAUGUGUACAAAUGCGAAAACUGUGUUAUUCAAGUCAAGGGUAAAUUGAAUUCCAUCACCUUAGACGGUUGCAAGAAGACUUCUAUUGUCUUCGACGCCCUCGUUGCCCAGUGUGAAACAAUCAACUGUCAAAGCGUCCAAAUCCAAACUUUGGGCGAAAUGCCUACACUUUCUAUCCAGAAAACUGAUGGAUGUCAAGUGUACCUUAGUGAAGCUUCUCUAGGUGCUGAAAUUGUGACCAGCAAAUCCAGCGAAAUGAAUAUCCUCAUCCCAGCUGCUGAUGGCGAAUUUAGUGAAAUGGCUGUUCCCGAACAAUUCAAAACUGUAAUUCAAAAAGGAAAACUGGUGACUGUAGCAUCUGAUAUUAUUUAA